AUGUUUGGCCUCGGGUCUCUCUCCGUGCAGGUGGUGGAGAGCUGCGUGGCGGCGGCGGGGUACAGCGUGGGGGAGUUCGCGGCGCUGGUCUUCGCUGGAGCCCUGGGCUUUGCCGAAGCGCUGUACGCGGUGAAAGUGCGUGCCGAAGCCAUGCAAAAGGCGUCGGAAGCUGUCCCCAGUGGAAUGCUAUCAGUUAUCGGUCGGCGAGAGGCAAAUUUCAAAUUUGCCUGCUUGGAAGCCCGUAAACACUGUGAAUCGCUGGGUAUAGAAAACCCCGUAUGUGAAAUUUCAAACUAUUUGUUUCCAGACAGCAGAGUCAUUGCAGGACACUUACAGGCUUUGGAGUUUUUGCAGGAGAAUGCCCGAAAAUAUUAUUUUACACGUACAAAAAUGCUUCCAGUCAGUGGGGCUUUUCAUACCAGACUUAUGGAACCAGCAGUAGAGCCACUGGCUGAAGUCCUAAAAUCGAUUGAGAUUCAGAAACCACUGGUCUGUGUCUAUUCCAAUGUUGAUGGCAAAAAGUACAUGCACUCAAAGCACAUUCAGAAGCUGUUAGUGAAGCAGGUGGUUUCACCUGUUAUGUGGGAACAGACCAUGCAUUCUGUAUACGAAAGAAAGCAAGGAACAGAAUUUCCUUACACGUACGAAGUGGGGCCUGGGAAGCAACUAGGAGCCGUUCUCAAAAAAUGUAAUUUAAAGGCCUGGAAACAAUAUAACCAUGUAGAUGCUCUGGAAGAUGAGGAAGCAGCAGACACCUAAGUAGCCUUUUGAGAAAAAUCCAUGCAACUUGUUUUUUCUGCCUAAUUUAAAAAUAACUUUGUGCUCCCAAAAGAGGAAGUCUUAAACAUUCAUGGCUUCUCAUGAUGCAAAGAGCACCGUGCGCGUAAUCGCAAUGAACGUUUUCCUUCCCCGUGUGCCUCAGGUGUGGAAGGGGAGAGCAAAGUCUGGCUCUUCUGCCUGUGUCAGGACUGCAAAACUGCCAAUAAACACGCCAAAUAGCCGCCUGUUUGGCCUCAAUCCUGCAAGCAACUUCCCUUCUCUUUUUUCUUUUUUUUUUUCUUUUUUUAAAUUUUUGGGGGGGUGUGUGGAUCCAAGUUAAAGUCAGUAGCUUUGCCUGUCUGGUGCAGAGAUCUUCUGCAUGGGUACGGGGGUAGAACUGGGCUGUUGGAUCUGGGCUGUGGAGGGCUCUGCGCUGGGCUCGAGGGUGCGUUUAGAGGAGCCAUCCGGUUGGUACGGCUUUCGGUACGUUCGUGUUCCUGUUCUCUAACUCAACAGUUGUGGGAAGUUCGUCUGUGUAAAGUUCUUUUAUUUUGUGUCCGUGUUGCUGGGUGGCAGCCGGGUAAGGCAGAAGAUGUUAUUAGGAACAUGAUUUUCUUAAGGUUAAACUAUAAAUAAACUAUAAAGCUUUU
This is a messenger RNA of Pygoscelis adeliae (Adelie penguin), 1409 nucleotides long. It is a transcript of the gene MCAT, whose product is annotated as malonyl CoA:ACP acyltransferase (mitochondrial). NCBI's taxonomy places the organism in Eukaryota, Metazoa, Chordata, Aves, Sphenisciformes, Spheniscidae. The transcript is spliced from 3 exons. Gene Ontology annotation, molecular function: transferase activity. The coding region runs from base 1 to 759 and encodes 252 amino acids. The record is from RefSeq and is a predicted model, not a curated record.